GGAGUCAUGUCGCUCUCCUCCUUUACCCUCAUCUUCAUCCUGACGGUGGUCUGUGGCAUUAAGUGCAAUGGGACAGAAGUGUGUGCUGGAAGCCCUGGCAUCCCUGGCACUCCUGGAACCCAUGGCCUGCCUGGAAGAGAUGGGAGAGACGGUGUCAAGGGAGACCCUGGACUUCCAGGCCCCAUGGGUCCUCCUGGAGGAAUGCCAGGUCUCCCUGGGCGUGACGGGCUGCCUGGAGCCCCUGGUGCACCUGGGGAGCGUGGAGACAAGGGAGAACCUGGUGAGAGGGGUCUUCCAGGGUUUCCAUCUUAUCUGGAUGAGGAGCUCCAAACCAAACUCCAUGAGCUCAGACAUCAGAUCCUGAAGGCAAUGGGAGUCCUCAGCUUACAGGGCUCCAUGCUGGCGGUAGGAGAGAAGGUCUUCUCCACCAAUGGGCAGUCAGUCAACUUUGAUGCCAUUAGAGAGACGUGUGCCAGAGCAGGUGGCAACAUUGCUACCCCCACGAGUCCAGAGGAGAACGAGGCCAUCGCGAGCUUCGUGAAGAAAUACAACACUUACGCCUAUCUGGGUGUGGUUGAGGAACAGAGCCCUGGAGACUUCCUCUACCUGGAUGGGACCCCUGUGAACUACACCAACUGGUACCCAGGGGAGCCGGCGGGCCGCGGCCGGGAGAAGUGCGUGGAGAUGUACAGCGACGGGACGUGGAAUGACAAGAAUUGUCAGCAGUACCGGCUGGCCGUCUGUGAGUUUUGA
This is a messenger RNA of Jaculus jaculus (lesser Egyptian jerboa), 753 nucleotides long. RefSeq names its product pulmonary surfactant-associated protein A-like. NCBI's taxonomy places the organism in Eukaryota, Metazoa, Chordata, Mammalia, Rodentia, Dipodidae. The record is from RefSeq and is a predicted model, not a curated record. Gene Ontology annotation, cellular component: rough endoplasmic reticulum; multivesicular body. The transcript is spliced from 4 exons. Bases 7 to 753 code for a protein of 248 amino acids.